GUCACCAUGUGAGUGCUGGAAAUCAAACCUGGGUCUUCUGAAAGAGCAGUCAGUGCUCUUAACUGCCUACAGCCAUCUCUUCAACCCCACGCAUGGGCUUCUUAAGAACCUGUGAGAUCCUCUGUGACCAGGGCCAGAAGGGAUAUGUUCACACUGUCCGGGGGCCUUGGGGAACCUCCUAAGAGAAACACUGAGCCUCUUGCCCUGUGGGAUUGCCCGUUGGAAUGCAGGCUGCCUUUGCUUCAUGGAGAGAGCCCCCCCCCCCGCCCUAGCCGUUCUGCAGGUAGUGUCCCCUACUAGGUAGGUAGUCACUCCUGCCUGUCAUUUGUCAUGUGCUUUUUCCAGGCCACUGAGUAUUAUCAGGCUUGGGGUACUCGGCUCCUUCCAGUCCAGACAGCCCCAAGACUACCUUGGCCAUCUCCCCACUCCAGCACAGCACAAGCUGACUUUCCCAGCUCUGCUUUACUGGUUCCUUCUCUGAGGAUCGUAGUUGUGACUUUGUGAUCCAAAAUGAAUCCCAAGGCAUGGUCACCUUCCUCUCAAUGCCCCUCGGCAGGAGCUUGCCAUAAAGGAUGUGGCUGCCUCUGCCAGAGACUGUUCAGUUUUCCCACCUUUGAAGUCAGGCUGUCUGCAGGGUGAACUGUGGUUGUCUCAAAGACUUCAUUCUGAAGCCAGAAAUACCAGCAUCUCUGAAAUGUGACAGCACGGGAAGUUAGGGCAGGGGGCACUUGCUCUUUCAUGUCCCAGAAGUGAAAAGUGGCCUGCAGCUACGGGAUGCCUGGGCAUCAUGUGGCUUUAGGGGCCAGCCAUGGCUCAGCCCACGCCAUCAGACUUGGGAUAAGGCCCAUGUUGUAGGAGGCAGACAGCUGGAAUGAAUGUGGCAGUGUGAGCCCUCUGAGGCUGAGGACACUCAGGACACCCAGAGUCCUGUCUCAUCCUGUAUGCCUGUAACAGUACACCUGAAGGCAUGAACACAGUUUGUUCACCAGUUUGAAAAACGGUUUGGCCAGAUCUACUAAAUCUAAAGAUAGACCUCGUGCCUGCAUUCCAUUGGUUGGUAACAUUCAACAUAAGCACAUGCCUGCGUGUGUCGAUGAUGUCCAGCAAGACCUGCCAACAGCACUCAUCAGGAUAAGGUUGGCCACAAGCUGCCAAGUGUCCUGCAUGACUCACAUGAUAAGACACCGCAACCUGAAUGCUUUAGUUACCCGGAUAGCAAGGUGACUCUUGGUGUGAACACAGAGUAUAAACUGAAAGAUGCCAUGCCGUGUAAUGUUCCACGAUCAACAAAACUGAUAGUGCUAAGGCCCAACACAACUGAUAUAAAUUGUAUUUUAUUUAUUGAUUUGGGAAUGUAGUCCUGACCAUGCUCUAACAUUUGUUGGUGGAUGCUCACAUAGUUCAUGUGGACUUCCACAGUGGCUGUUGUAUAUGGGCACCUUAUGACCAGAAAGUGCCAAGGCAGGCGAGAGAAAGAGCAGACGUCUAGCCGGUGCACACCUUUAAUACGAGCACUGGCAGCAAAUCGCUGUCCGGGACCAGCCUACUCUACCUGCGCUACCCCGCGAAUUCCAGGCCAGCCAGGGUUCCAUAAUAGUGAGAGCCUGUCUCAGAAAAACAAGAAUGGGCUUUUAACACUAGUAUCACAAACGCUUUAAGUGCAGUCGGGCUAAUUCCUGCCUCUAAUUCCACUGCUGGCUUUCUUAUUUUCUUCACCUGCAUGGAAGGUUGUGCUGAUGAGAAAGCUGCGGGUGCCAUGGAGAAAGCCCAGCAGCGGCUAGAGGUGGGCUGGGGUGGGUUGGCACCACCCCUGCCUGCUGUCCUGACCACUGAAUAGUCACAUGCCCAGCUACUGCCCACAGAGUCUACUCUGAUGUAGUUCCUGGCUCCAGGGCUGCCAUGUGCUCCACAGAGGAAAUGGGACUUCUGGGAGGAAGGGUUGUACCCUGGGGAGAGGAGGGAUUCGGGAGUGUCAGAGAGGCCAUAACUAAAGAAUGCUAGUGGAUAGCCCCAGGCUCCCCUCUACUCAGCUCCCAGGAAGUGACAAGCUUCCUGCCACACCCAGAACUGUAGCUAAAGGAGGCUUUAGCAAUCUUGGGGCCUUGAAGGAUAUGGAGAGUCGUUAACCCUGCUGUCAUUGAUUCUCAAAGUUCUCCGUUCAGCCUUGAAUUCAAGCUACCUUGACCUCCGUAGCUGAGUUAAUAAUGCUCUAUGUACACAUCCCCCAUUUCAGAUAGAAGUGUCACUGCCCCUGACAUGGUGGUGAGGGUGGGAGUCGGGGUGCCCAGUUCACAACCCGUGACUGUGCCCGAGGCAGAGCAGCAUGAGAGGGAGGAGGUCGAAGACAGCUCAAGAAAGUGGCGCAGAGAUAGGUUUGGAGGUUUAGGUAGGGCUACACAGGGCAGGUCCUGGUGAGACUGGAUGCCUGGAAGGGAUUUGGUGAGUCUACGGGGGCUUUGAACACAAAGGGAAACGCAGUACCCUGUGCUGGAGUCUGGAGCCAGGUUCUCCAGUUUCUGGGUGCUGCUUAUGCCCCCUAGAGGCAGUCCAGGGUGCUGGGGCACAUGCCCAUCAUGUGGCCACCCUGAGGAGGAGGGGUGAGUUAAAAGAUUCAGAGAAAGGCUCCAUUCUUCCCCCGACCUCAGCCCACCCUGGCUUGGGGGAGGCAGGGGACCAAGAAACUGGGAGGUGCUAAGUUUAGCAAUGUCUCUAUCCGAGUCACUUCCCAGGAGGAGGCAGCGAGGGCAGCAGAAGGCUGGGCUCCUUUACACAGGUAGCGAGACUUCAUGAGCAGAGCUCAGGGUCUCAGCCAGGAAGCGUCUAGACUCUGCCUGUGCCAUGCGAAGGCUGACCUGUCCGGCCGGAAAGAGGGCAAGUGUGAAGGAAAGUUGGAGAGCGCCCAGAUGGAAAGAGGCAGGGUGUGAGGAGCGUCAGAGACCCCUGAUGACACCAUGAGCCCAACAGGACACUGGGAGGCUGAUACCACCUGGAGCUGAAGGCUCCCCUGACUGCUUCCUACUUCCUGGACAAGACUAUGCCCACUCAGGGACCCCAGAAGAGGCUUCUGGGUUCUCUCAACUCCACCUCCACAGCCACCCCUCACCUUGGACUGGCCACCAACCAGACAGGGCCUUGGUGCCUGCAGGUGUCUAUCCCAGAUGGCCUCUUCCUCAGCCUGGGGCUGGUGAGUCUGGUGGAGAACGUGCUGGUCGUGAUAGCUAUCACCAAAAACCGCAACCUGCACUCACCCAUGUAUUGCUUCAUCUGCUGUCUGGCCCUGUCUGACCUGAUGGUGGGUAUAAGCAUCGUGCUGGAGACUGCUAUCAUCCUGCUCCUGGAGGCGGGGGCCCUGGUGACGCGGGCUGCCUUGGUGCAGCAGCUGGACAAUGUCAUGGAUGUGCUCAUCUGUGGCUCCAUGGUGUCCAGCCUGUGCUUCCUCGGUGUCAUCGCCAUAGACCGCUACAUCUCCAUCUUCUACGCCCUGCGUUACCACAGCAUCGUGACACUGCCCCGGGCACGACGGGCCAUCGCGGGCAUCUGGGUGGCCAGCGUCUCCUUCAGCACCCUCUUUAUCACCUACUACAAUCACACAGCCGUCCUCAUCUGCCUUGUCACUUUCUUCCUCGCGAUGCUGGCACUCAUGGCCAUUCUGUAUGUCCACAUGCUCACUCGAGCAUGCCAGCAUGCACAGGGGAUCGCCCGGCUCCACAAGAGGCAGCGCUCCGCCCGCCAAGGCUUCUGCCUUAAGGGUGCCGCCACCCUCACUAUCCUUCUGGGAAUUUUCUUCCUAUGCUGGGGCCCCUUCUUCCUGCAUCUCUUACUCAUCGUCCUCUGCCCUCAGCACCCCACCUGCAGCUGCAUCUUUAAGAACUUCAACCUCUUCCUCGUUCUCAUCAUCUUCAGCUCCAUCGUUGACCCCCUCAUCUAUGCUUUUCGCAGUCAGGAGCUCCGCAUGACACUCAGGGAGGUGCUGCUGUGCUCAUGGUGAGCAGGGAGGUGGCUUUUGUUCUCGUGGCCAGGGCGCUGGGCAGAGGGUGACAGUGAUAUCCCGUGGGCCCGCAUCCUGCAAGACCACAGGUACUGGUCUCUAUUUGUCCAAGGGCGCAUUAGAUGAACUUUAAAAUAGAAACACAAACUGCCUGGGGCCAGGAGGAAGGGUAAAUGUGACUGCAGGAUCAUCCAGGGUAGCUGUGGGGAAUGAAAGAAACGGGAUGGGAAUUCUAGCUCCAGGCAAGGGUCAGGUCACGGGCUCCUGAAGAGACUGCCCCUACCUCUGGGGAGCUUCACCUCUACUCAGUGACUAGCCCCCCCCCCCCCCAACUCCUCAGGUCACUCAGGCGGGCCCUCUACUGCCGGGAUGAACAGGAAGUUUCUGAAUUAAAAGAAUGACAAGAGCCGUGAAGGAGCCCUGCUCCUGGUGAGGGCUUCUGAAAGGGGAAUUUGUGACCAGGAAAUCCAGCCAUAGCCGUGCAGUAGGCUGUUUAAGCAAGCGAGGCCCUUCCUCAAUAAAGGGACCAGCAUUGCAGAACAUGCAUCUAGCACUAGAGGAAUGGGACUGACCUAAAGACUAGUCAUAUGGUUCAUGGCAAUCCCGAGAGGUGGGACCUCUAGCCUCGGUAGAGGCCAUUGGCUUAUUAGUGGCACAACCUGUGGCUCUGAGCCAGAAAGCCAUUGAAAUGCUAAGUUCAGAUGGAGCCUCAUCACUAUCUUCCCUAGCUCUGUCUGGAAGUUGCUUCAGGUUUGACUGGGAGAAGGGUAAGGACAGCAGUCAGGAAGAAGGGAGUCUCAGAAGCCACAGCUGCCUGCCUGAAUUAGGAAUUCACGGUCCGGAAGCACACCAAACACCCUAAUCAGGCCAACUUGGCUUCCUCUGUAUUACAAAUGCCAGAACAGAGCAAGGAGCUGCAGGUUGAGAAGCCUCAACUUUACCUCUCUGGUGACAAGACUCUUCAGGCUCCUUCCAGUUCAGCCAUACACUGCCGCAGGACCAGAGUCCCAGCCCCUGGUAGGGCCCACCUGUAACCUCGGCCAGAGCUUGCCCCUUUCCUGGCCUCAUUCCUCCAACACCUUCAGCCAUGGCACCACUGAGCUACCCUGAGGAGCCUGCAGCAUAGCAGAGGUCAGGGGUUGGGGGUCUGUUUCUAUUCAACAUUGCCCUCCUGGGAGAGGCUGGCAGUGUCAGUGCUCUUAGACUGGCUCUCAGGAUAGAGGAUGGUGUCUAGGAGCUCGAGGGUAUCUGAAUCCCAGGGAGUGGCACAUGGGGUGAGCCACAGUUCUUGCUGUGGAACGGCAGACUCCCCAAGCCCUUCUACUGCUACAACCUGGAAUUCCUACUGCAGAGUCUAUAUUGGGUCCCCCACCGAUGCUAAGCACUCAACUGUCCUCCUCCCUGGGGUGACCUCAGUCUGGCCUAAUAUGCCCUCAACCACCUCUGAGACAGGGCGUGGUGGCAUCAAGCCAGACUGUAGCCGCACUAUCAGCUCCAGCCUUGCUGGACUGAGGUUGGAAGCUGGUUCCCGGCAAGGCCAGCCUUUGCUGGAAGACAGGACCGUGAGUCAGCCUUUAUCCUGGCACCAUAGCUCUCUGGGGACACGGGGAGCUGGCCUGGCCUGAUGUCAUCUGACAGGGAGGCAGCCCAGGCCUCCGAAUGCUUCCAGGCAUCUUCCCUGUCCAGACAAGGAGACAGAGCCAGAUGCUCACCCAGGACUUCUUGAACCAGGCCAGCUGGAAACCAGCUACAAAAAGCCACAUCAUGGAAACACUGUGGGGGAGGAGCAUCUCUUGAGAACAAAAGACCCACUUCUAAACUCAGCGAACUCAGAAGCUUAUCCUCAGAGAGGAGCUGUACACAGCCACUGUAUCCAGCACACGCCCGUGCAAACUGGACAAAGGCACCAGCAGAUUGUUUUUAGCUGAUCUUGUGAAAUGAAUGUUUUUGGACCAUCCAUGUGUGGUAGUACUGUCUCAAACUCUUCCAGAACUUUUGCCAUUGAAAGAUCAAAAAGUCCCCACGAGGUGUCA
Microtus oregoni (creeping vole) is the source of this 6021-nucleotide messenger RNA. It is a transcript of the gene Mc1r, whose product is annotated as melanocortin 1 receptor. Gene Ontology annotation, cellular component: membrane. The transcript has a single exon. The record is from RefSeq and is a predicted model, not a curated record. Gene Ontology annotation, biological process: G protein-coupled receptor signaling pathway. Gene Ontology annotation, molecular function: melanocyte-stimulating hormone receptor activity. Bases 3035 to 3988 code for a protein of 317 amino acids. Lineage: Eukaryota; Metazoa; Chordata; Mammalia; Rodentia; Cricetidae.